This is a messenger RNA of Tricharina praecox, 2685 nucleotides long. Its product is annotated as SacI homology domain-containing protein. The record is from RefSeq and is a predicted model, not a curated record. Bases 293 to 2383 code for a protein of 696 amino acids. Gene Ontology annotation, cellular component: endoplasmic reticulum. Lineage: Eukaryota; Fungi; Ascomycota; Pezizomycetes; Pezizales; Pyronemataceae. Gene Ontology annotation, biological process: phosphatidylinositol dephosphorylation. The transcript has 6 exons. Gene Ontology annotation, molecular function: phosphatidylinositol-4-phosphate phosphatase activity.
CGUCGUCAUCUCAGCCGGGGGGGACCCUCUCAACUCUAAAACAGGACACAAGCCAAAUCCAAGCUCGCCCAGGUCCAACCUACUUUCGCCGUCUACCGUCAAAUAACUGACCAACACCAAAAAACAAACCUCUCCCUCUCACCUUUUUCCGUAGCCACUUCAGCACGCUCUUUAUAUCGUCGCAUCUCCGAGCUCUACCUCCCCGCCGCUCUUAUCUGAGCAGUCGGUUCAGCUCCCAGGCCUACCUAUCACCUCCCUUUCGCGAAGUCAACAUAAGGCACACAAAGCCAAAAUGGCCGCCGUCAACCCCUUUCGUGAUAUCAACAUCACCGCCGCGCCCACGCACUACAUCUUCAGAUCUCCCUCGUCGCCAAAUGCGCCAGCUCUCGUUGUCAACCGUCCCUCGGGGGACGUGAAGAUGGUCGACUCUCCUAUGAUGGGGGGAAAGCGGGUCACCAGCAUCGCCGGAAUCUUGGGAAUGAUCCGACUGCGUCUCGACAAGUACAUCAUUAUAAUCACGAAAGCCAAGCUCAUUGGCCGUAUUCGAGGUCACACCGUCUACAAGAUCGAGGCGACCGAGUUCUUGCCUAUGCAGGAGCGUGCACUACACGACCCUGAUGAGGACACCUACCUUGCACUGCUGCGUGCGCACCUCCGAACCGCACCAAUGUACUUUUCGUACUCGUUCGACUUGACGAAUACUUUCCAGCGACAAGUUGUGGCCAACCGCUCUCUUCCGCUGUGGCAACAGACGGAUGAGAGGUUUUUCUGGAAUAGGUACAUCCAGUCAGAUUUGAUUGAUCUGAGGAGUUCGCAACCAAAUGUCGAUCCUUACAUUCUCCCCGUCAUUUUCGGUUAUCUUAAGAUCUCAACUACUAAGAUCAAGAAUACCCCUCUUACCUUUGUGUUGAUCACACGUAAAUGUCGCCACCGCGCCGGAACCCGCUACCUCACUCGCGGAGUCGACGAGGCUGGCAAUGCUGCAAAUUUCAACGAGACGGAGCAGGUGGUGGUGAUUGGUGAUUCUUCCGGUGGCCUCGGGGGCUACGACCAGAGCACCAUCGGCGGAAACCGUGGAUCGGAAAGCGUGCAAGUUCUGAGUUACGUCCAGACCAGAGGAAGUGUGCCUGUUUAUUGGGCCGAGGUGAACAACCUGUCGUACACACCGAAAUUGCAGAUUCGCGGCGUGGAUACAGCUGCGAAAGCUGCGCGGGCACAUUUCGACGAGCAAAUUCGACUGUACGGGGACAACUACAUGGUCAACCUUGUCAAUCAGAAGGGCAGAGAGGAGCGAGUAAAGGCUGCCUACGAGCAGAUCGUAAAGAUCCUUGUUUCGGCGCCUGUAGAGUCGAAGCAAGCCUCGGAGAAUACGUUGGAGAGAUUCAGGGAGAUUGAGCCUACUACCAAAGAGCAGAAGAUGGAUCGCCUGCACUAUAUUUACUUCGACUUUCACCACGAGUGCCGAGGGCUGAGAUGGGACAGAGCGUUGUUGCUUCUGGACAGACUGGGAAGUGGACUCGUCGAACAAAAGUACUUUCACUCGGUUGACGGUGGUGCUACCAGCAAUGUUCAAUGCUAUCAGCAGAGCGUGGUGCGGACGAACUGCAUGGAUUGUCUCGACAGGACCAAUGUCAUCCAGAGCAUGCUGGCCAGAUAUACCCUGAACCGGCAGUUGGUUGAUAUCGGCGUUUUGGCGCCUGGAGAAACCGCGGAAGCGUAUACCAAUUUCGAAUUCAUGUUCAGAAACGCAUGGGCCGACAAUGCCGACGUCGUCAGUCGCGCCUACUCCGGCACAGGAGCUCUGAAAACCGACUUCACGCGUACCGGCAAGCGUACCAAAGCUGGAGCACUCGCCGAUCUCUCCAAUUCGAUAACCCGUUACUUCCGUAACAACUUCGCUGACGGACCGCGGCAAGAUGCCUACGACCUCUUCCUGGGCAACUACCUCCCUUCAACUAAUAAUAUCUCCUCAACACUCCUCUUCGUCGACCGUCGUCCGAUCGUGGUCCAAAGCAUUCCUUACAUCCUCUAUGCGGCGCUAUUUAUGGAAUUCGCAGCGUUCGUUCUUCCUCGCCAGGGCGAGGGCACCGGUGGCCAGAUCACCAUGCGCGUAUUCGCACUAUUCUGGCUCGCGGUUGCCGUCUGGGCCGUCAUGUUCUUGAAGGAGUACGGAAUGCUCUACGUCAGUUGGCCAAAACUGAAUGUCCCCGCGCAUGCGUCGGAGAGCUAUAACGAGGCGCUCAACCGUGCGAAGAAAGACGUGAUCGUUGGGAAGUGGAUAGGAUACACUUCCGCGGCCGGUCACCACAGCAGGGGGGAGAGCCUCGGCGGUGGAAACAUCAGGCUGAUGCAUCUGGAGGAGGGAAAGAAGAGGAUCGAGUAGACAUGGGGUGGCGUGGGAUGGGCGUUCGAAGGAUUUGUUGGGCUGUUCAGACCAACUGCUUGCGGUCAUUUUCUUCUUUGAUACUGGAUUGGAUAUUGGUUUAAUUGGCGACCGACAAAUGCUAGUGUUUUUUUCUUCCUUCCUUCUCUUUUUAUUUUUCUACCUGCGAGCUACAUAGAUUUUUUGUUGCCUGUCUGUUCCUUCCUUCCUUUCCUUUGCUUUCGCGUCGACUAUGUACCCUACACGUACACCUUACUCUUUACUAGUCUCUAUAUCCGAAUACAAAGCAUUCACUUAAUGGA